Molecule: messenger RNA, 1887 nt
Organism: Plenodomus lingam JN3
Lineage: Eukaryota; Fungi; Ascomycota; Dothideomycetes; Pleosporales; Leptosphaeriaceae
Biological process (GO): transmembrane transport
Cellular component (GO): membrane
Molecular function (GO): transmembrane transporter activity
Source: RefSeq, a predicted model, not a curated record
AUGUGCGCCUCGUCAUCGAAGCGGAACAGCGGCCAUGGCAGCAACAGCAGCCUCUCCCACCACCACCACCACCACCACCACAACACCAACACCAUCGACAAGCUCGAGUACGCACCGCCACCACGCUCGUCGCGCCACCCUCUGCUCGCUUCCCACAGCGACGCCGGCUCUCGCCAGAGCCACGACUCGAGUUACGCCGGCAGCUUCUUCGAACAGGUUGCCGAGGGCAUCUACAAGCGCGACUGCGUCAAGAUGCAGCGCGCCCUCGUCCGCUGGCUGAGCUUUGUCUGGGCGAUAAUCAACUGCCUCUGCGCCGGCAGCAUCACCGCCUACUCGCUCUACGGCCACCUGUUCCAGUCGAAGCUGCACUACACCCAGGUCCAGGUCAACAUCGUCUCCAUUGGCGCAGAGCUUGGCCUGUACCUGCUGGUGCCCCUCUUUGGAUAUCUCUGUGACCGUCUGGGGCCCGGUGCUCCCUCCGCUCUUUCUGGACUGCUCUUUGGCUUGGGAUACGCCCUGGCCGCAUUUGCAUACCAGAGUGGCCCGCCGCCGUCUGCUGGGGGACAUGGCUGGCCGUUUGGCGUCAUGGUUGCCGCAUUCGCCUUGAUUGGCAUGGGCACCAGCUGCAUGUACCUCUCCGCCGUCACCACGUGCGCAAAGAACUUUGGCAGGGGAAACGCAAAGGGUGUCGCGCUCGCAGUCCCCAUCGCGGCCUUUGGCCUCAGUGGCAUGUGGCAGAGCCAAGUCGGCAGCCGCCUCCUCUAUGAGAGGAACCCGGACGGCAGCAAAGGCGACGUCGAUGUCUUCCGCUUCUUCCUCUUCCUCUGCAUCCUUCUCCUCUUCGUCGGCACCCUCGGCUUCUUCACCCUGCGCAUCGUCGACGAGGAAGAAAUGAUUGACGAGGCUGUGGACGAACUCGAGCGAUCCGGACUCCUCCAACGCGACGACUUCUUCACCCAAGCCGCACACCACCAUGGCUACGGCACAAUGUCCACUCAGGACCUGUCAGACUCGACCUUUGACUUUCUCCAAUCAGAGGCCGAGCGCUUGAAAGCCAAGCACGAGGAAGAAGCCCGCAAAAAGACCUGGCUUCUCAACGAAGAAACACGACGGUACAUCAUGGACCCGACAAUGUGGUGGUUAGCCGCCGGCUUCUUCCUCGUCACCGGUCCAGGCGAGGCCUUCAUCAACAACCUAGGCACCAUCAUCGACACCCUCACGCCUUCCCACGUCGCCACAAACACAUCCCCGGCAACCCACGUCUCCAUUGUCGCCAUCACCUCCACACUCGCACGCCUCAUCACCGGCACCCUCUCCGACAUGCUCGCUCCAGUCUCCGUAUCGCACCAACACCGCCGCGGCCCCGAAUCCCUGGCAAACUCGCUGUCUUCUGUGCCAGACGACGAGCGACCAAAGCGCUUUACAGUCUCACGCAUCACCUUCCUCCUCACCUUUGCCUUUAUCCUCUCCCUCGGCCAAGUCCUGCUCGCAAGCGGCUGGGUGCAAAACCACGCCUCGCGCUUCGCAGCUGUGUCCGCCCUCAUCGGCGCAGGCUACGGCGCCGUCUUCUCCCUGACCCCCAUUGUCGUCUCCGUCGUCUGGGGCGUCGAGAACUUUGGCACCAACUGGGGCAUCCUCGCCAUGACACCUGCGGCUGGCGCCACGCUCUGGGGCGCCGUGUACGCCAUGGUCUACCAAAAGGCUGCGCAGAUGGGUGAGCCGGGCGUGGAGAGCGGUGGUCCCGAAGACGAUGUCUUGUGUCAUGGGAAACAGUGCUAUGAGAGUACCUUUUGGGCCAUGGCAGUUAGUGUCUGGUUGGCUAUGGGCUUGUGGGUUUGGGCAUGGAGAGGACCUGGCGGGUGGAUGCGGCGGGGUGUUGCGGUCUAG